Rotaria socialis is the source of this 1383-nucleotide messenger RNA. The record is from the annotation of a GenBank genome assembly. Lineage: Eukaryota; Metazoa; Rotifera; Eurotatoria; Philodinida; Philodinidae.
AUGGAUCGUUCUGCAAUCUCAUCAAUUUUACUCGAACUCAAUCUGAAUGAAGAUUGUGUCGCUAAUAUUUAUAACUAUGGUUCAUGGGUAUAUGGCACGAAUUCACCUACAUCCGAUCGAGACCUUAUGAUUGUAACUCGAUCAUCUCAGAAGCAACCACUAACAUUCGAUGAUGAUUUUGAGUAUUUUCAUCAAUUUGAAUUACAUAAAUUAUGGAAUCAAUAUGACGUAUGUGUGCAUACCGUUGAAAAUUUUGAAAAAUUACUAGAAAAAAAUUAUUUACUUGCCGUUGAAUGUAUAUUUUUACCUGAUGAAUUCAAAAUCAAAGAAGAAAUUGAUUUUCGUCCGAUUUACCGUGAAAAAUUUUAUAAUACAAAUCGAUUGAAACAAGUUGCAUUUUACGAAAAUCUUACAGCUAUGAAUAUGUAUAAUCAAGAUGAUCAAUCAAUUUAUAAAAACCGUAGUUCAAGAUCAAGCGGAUCGAAUCAAUCAAACAAUGAUUAUUUAUUCAAAAAUUUAUUUCACGGAUUUCGAUAUUUAGAUUUUGCUGAACAACUAAUUCAAACACGUUCAAUACAUGAUUUUAAACGUGUAUCCCAUAUAUUUAGUGAAAUGAAAGAUAUACGUUGUGAUCCAACAAUUGAUUCAAAUAUGCAACAAGUGCUCGACUAUAUUACCAAUCUAAGUGCUGACUACAAAACAAAAUUAGAUGUACUUGUACCAACAAAUGUUGUAAAAGGUACAUUCGAAGCACAUGUCACCUUUGAUUGUUCACAUCACACCGAACAAGCCAUUGAAAAACUUCAAAAAGCAUGUGAAGAUACAAAAUAUAAAAUAAUAUUUAUUAAUUUGGACACUGGUAAAACCAAGAAUAAAUCGCAACAAUUAAUGACAUCAUCAUAUCAUUGUGGUGAAUAUCCAUCCAUUGUCAAAAGUAUUGAAGAAGAAGUUUACAAACAUUUUCAAGAUUUUAAUGUUAUCCGAAUUAAAAUUGAAUCAUUGGCAUCCAAUGAAGGUGUACCACAAACAAACGCUGAUAAAAAGUUAUUCUGGGAUGAAGAGACAAAUUAUUUUGAAUUCCAUUAUAGAGUUUUAGUAAAAAAUGAUUUGAAAGAACAAAGAUUAAAUGCACUUCAAACUAUAUGUAAAUCAAAUCGUAACUUUAAUUUGCAUGUAUCCCAUAAUGCAUUUAAGCAUACAGAUGAAAACGAUUUUCAUUAUAUGGUUACAAUGCGUUUAUUUGAUGUUGGCCGAGAAAAAGCAUUUGAACAAAACGACGAAGUUAUAAAAUAUUUGACAGCAAAGAACUUUCCACCAUUAAAAGUAGUUCGUGAAUUUAUUGUGUAUGAUACACAUAUUGAACUUGAUAAAGAAUGGACAUAG